AUGCCCACUGCACGCAACGUGUUGCGCCCAGAACUGGAGCUUGAUGCCAGGCUUGAAGACGACGUGGAGAGCGCUACUUUGGCUUUCCGAUGCCUGGGCACCCCAGCGGCAAGAGCGUGUCUGCUGCCGAGCUCUCGUUGCUUUUCUCGCCCCUGGACCCCGUCACACGACGCAAUAUUGCUGCAACGAAAGUCCGGUGGACAGCACCUGCUCAAGCCCCUGCUGCUGGUGCACCUGCUCAACAUAGUCCUGCUGGUGCUCCUGCUCGUGCUUCACAUGCAUCGGUUUCCCAUGCUGCGCAUACGGCACAUGCUCCAGCUCCGCAUGCAGGCAGUCGCAUCCACGAUUCUGGGUCCGCUGAACCGAUGCAGGUCGACCAAGCAGAACGCACGCCUCUCUCUGCUCUUUGUGACCGCCCUUCUUCUUCUGUUUCGCAUGCAGGGCACGUGCAACCUCCGCAUACAGUCAGGCGUGACUGCGCUACUAGGUCCGCACAACCGCCGCAGACUCCUCCUGGCCGCCCUUCUGCGCAACAAGCAGCCUCCGCAGGCCUCACCGAACUUGUUCAACUACCGAGGCCGACCCUGA
Molecule: messenger RNA, 588 nt
Organism: Capsaspora owczarzaki ATCC 30864
Lineage: Eukaryota; Filasterea; Ministeriida; Capsasporidae
Exons: 1
Coding region: 1-588 (195 amino acids)
Source: RefSeq, a predicted model, not a curated record